Messenger RNA from Mizuhopecten yessoensis (Yesso scallop), 3900 nucleotides. Its product is annotated as mucin-3A-like. Bases 1 to 3900 code for a protein of 1299 amino acids. The record is from RefSeq and is a predicted model, not a curated record. Lineage: Eukaryota; Metazoa; Mollusca; Bivalvia; Pectinida; Pectinidae. The transcript is spliced from 6 exons.
AUGCGAGUUUUCAUCAAUUUCUCUUCUCACAUCAAAGUAAAAACAACUUCACCUGAUACAUCUAAAUCAUCAACAACUUCACCUGUUACAUCUAAAUCAUCAACAACUUCACCUGAUACAUCUAAAUCAUCAAUUACUUCACCUGAUUCAUCUAAAUCAAUAACAAAUUUACCUCAAACAGAGUCUGGAACUUCUUCUGUCAUGUCUAUUGAUGAACAAACAUCAGUUAAGUCAAACACCGCUAGCAUCGGUCAAACUACAUCAAAUCGCUUUUUCACGGACCAGACAUCACAAACUUCAGGCCCAACUAUCACGGACCACGUAUCAGAUAUAGCUGCCACGGACCAAACACCAAGUGCAGCUCAUACGGACGAAAUACCAGACACAAGUGUCACGGACCAAAUGUUAACGCCUUCAAGCAAAGGCAGUGUUGGCCAGGCAUCCACUACAUCAAUCACAUCUCUCGGGGACCAACCAUUUUAUACCUCAAACACAAAUAUCCGAGACCAACCAUCAACUUCAUCAGUCACACAUUUUGAGGACCAUUCGUCCACCAAAUCAGACACAAAACUCGAGGACCAUCCACCCACCUCAUCAAUCACAACAAUCGGGGACCUACCAUCCACUAAAUCAAUCGCAAAUCUGGAGGACCGACCAGCUACCACAUCAAUCACAACUCUUUGGGAUGAACCAUCAACUACAUCAGACAAACCUCAUAUGGACCAACCUUACACCACAUCAAUCACAACUCUCGGGGACCAACCAUCCACUACAACAAUCACAACUCUCGGGGACCAACCAUCCACCAGAUUAGACACAACUCUCCUCAAACAACAAUCCACCACAUUAAUCACAACUCUCCUCAAUCAACCAUCCACAACAUCAAUCAAAACUCUCGAGGACCAACCAUCAACUACAUUUAUCACAACUCUCGAGGACCUACCAUCCACCACAUCAGACACAACUCUCGAGGACCAACCAUCAUCUACAUUUAUCACGACUCUCGAGGACCUACCAUCCACCACAUCAGACACAACUCUCGAGGACCAACUCUCAGCUACAUUAAUCACAACUCUCGAGGAUCAACAAUCCACUUCAUCAGACACAACUCUCCUCGAUCAACCAUCCACCACAUCAAUUACAACUCUCGAGGACGACCAACCAUCUUCCACAUCAGUUACAACUCUCGGGGACCUACCAUCUACCACAUCAGUCACAACUCCCGCGGACCAACCAUCCACUACAUCAGUUACAAUUCUCAAGAACCAACCGGCCACCACAUCAUUCACAACUUUCGAGGACCAACCAUCAUCAGUCACAACUUUCGAGAACCAAAUAUCAUCUAAAUCAGUCACAACUCUUAGGGACCAACCGUCCACCACAUCAAUCACAAUUUUCGAGGACCAACCGUCUACCACAUCAGUCACAAAUUUCGAGGACCAACCAUCCACCACAUCAGUCACAACUUUCGAGGACCAACCAUCGUCUAAAUCAGUCAUCACUCUCAAGGACCAACAAUCGACUACAUCAGUUACAAUUCUCGAUGACCUAUCAUCCACCACAUUAGACACAACUCUCGGGGACCAACCAUCUACCACAUCAAUCACAAUUCUCGAGGACCAACCAUCCACCACAUUAAUCACAACACUUGAGGACCAACAAUCUACUAAAUCAACCACACCUCUCGGGGAUCAAUCAUCCACCACAUCAAACACAACUCGCGAAGAACUAUCAUCCACUACCUCAGUCACGAUUCUUGGCCACCAACCAUCCACUACAUCAGUCACAACUAUCAAGGACCAAACAUCCCCCACACCAGUCACAACUCCCGCGGACCAACCAUCAACUACAUCAGUUACAAUUCUCAAGAACCAACCGUCCACCACAUCAUUCACAACUUUCGAGGACCAACCAUCAUCAGCCACAACUUUCGAGAACCAACUAUCAUCUAAAUCAGUCACAACUCUUGGGGACCAACCAUCGACUACAUCAAUCACAAUUCUUGAGGACCAACUAUCCACCACAUCAGUCACAAUUCUCGACGACCAACCAUCCACUACAUCAGUUACAAUUCUCAAGAACCAACCGUCCACCACAUCAUUCACAACUUUCGAGGACCAACCAUCAUCAGUCACAACUUUCGAGGACCAACCAUCGUCUAAAUCAGUCAUAACUCUCAAGGACCAACAAUCGACUACAUCAAUCACAACUCUCGAUGACCUAUCAUCAACCACAUUAGACAUCACUCCCGAUGACCAAACAUCAACCACAUCAAUCACAACUCUCGCGGACCAACCCUCAGCUACAUUACUCACAACUCUCGAGGAUCAACAAUCCACUUCAUCAGACACAACUCUCCUCGAUCAACCAUCCACCACAUCAAUCACAACUCUCGAGGACGACCAACCAUCUUCCACAUCAGUUACAACUCUCGGGGACCUACCAUCUACCACAUCAGUCACAACUCUCGGGGACCAACCAUCUACCACAUCAAUCACGAUUCUCGAGGACCAACCAUCCACCACAUUAAUCACAACACUUGAGGACCAACAAUCUACUAAAUCAACCACACCUCUCGGGGAUCAAUCAUCCACCACAUCAAACACAACUCUCACAACUCUCAAGGACCAAACAUCACCCACAACAGUAACAACUCCCGCUGACAAAACAUUCACCACAUCAGUCACAACUCUCAAGGACCAACCAUUCACCACAUCAGUCACAAUUCUCAAUAACCAAAUAUCAACCACAUCAUUCACAAAUUUCGAGGACCAACCAUCCACUAAAUCAGUCAUAACUCUUAAGGACCAACCAUCCACCACAUCAGUCACAACUCUUGAGAACCAACCGUCCACCACAUCAGUCACAACUUUCGAGGACCAACCAUCGUCUAAAUCAGUCACAACUAUUGGGGACCAACCAUCGACUUCAUCAAUCACAACUCUUGAUUACCAACUAUCCACCACAUCAGUCACAAUUCUCGAGGACCACCCGUCCACCACAUCAGUCACAACUUUCGAGGACCAACCAUCCACCACAUCAGUCACAACUUUUGAGGACCAACAAUCGACUACAUCAAUCACAACUCGCGAUGACCUAUCAUCCACCACAUCAAUCAUCACUCCCGAUGACCAAACAUCCACCACAUCAAUCACAACUCCCGAGGACCUACCUUCCACCACAUCAAUCACAACGGUCACGGAACAAACAAUGAUAACAGGAAAUACAACUAUUGUCGACCAACCAUCCCGCUCUUCUCUUCUUGGCCAAACAUCAACCGCAACUGUUGCGGACGACAUAUCCACAUCAUCAGAGGUGACUUCAAGUGUUUCCUCAACAACACAUUCUGGACGUUUUGUUGAGACUCAGAGCACAAUUGAAACAACAACAGAAAGCCCAAGCACCAGUGAACCAGCUACUAAAGUGCCCACAACUUAUGACCAACCAGAAACCACAACAACGCCAACGGAUUCUGUUUCGACAAUGGUAGGACCAGUGACCACGAGCCAAAGUCCAAGUGUUACGGAGCCGCUAACACUUACUGUUGGGACUCUUUCUCCGGCGGAUGAUUCGCAGACCAUUUUCAUAGCAGAAAUGUCUGUGGUUGCGGAGUGGGAUCCAGCUUACGAUGAUCCUAACUCGGAAGAAUACAGGGAUCUUCAACACGCCAUCAUUGCUUUUAUCCUACAAUUGUUCAGGGAAGCGCAUAUAGCAGACAUUUUCAGCAUAACUAUUGUCACCUUUUCACCGGGCAGUAUUAAUGUCGAGUAUGAAGUCGUCAUGAGUCACAAACAAUAUGAAGGAGACAGCUUACGAGAAGCCAUAAAGAAAGCCUAUGGAGACAUCGUUUAUCCGUCUAUGAUGUUGAAGGAGGAUGUCAUAUCCUUUGUGGGUAAGUAG